GCAUCAGUUGAACCGAAAGCAUCAAAGGCAAACAAACGAUAUUUAAUCCAAAAAAUACCCAAGGAGAAGAAACAAUAGCAAGAUGCGUCUAACACUUCUGGCGCUCAUUGGAGCUGUCUGCAUAGCCUUGAGCUUGGCCCAGCAAUUGGAUGACAAGAAGGAGGAGCACAUUGAUCUGUUGCAGGUUGCUGAUCAAGGAAACGCCCAUGCCAAUGAGGGCAAUCGAGAGGCGCGGCACUGGGGCGGCGGCGGCUGGGGCGGUGGCGGCUGGGGCGGACCCGGCGGCUGGGGAGGCGGCGGUUGGGGAGGCGGCGGCUGGGGUCAUGGCUGGGGCGGCGGCUGGAAUCGCGGCUGGGGUGGCGGCGGCUGGGGCUGGGGACGUUAA
Drosophila novamexicana is the source of this 385-nucleotide messenger RNA. Its product is annotated as major prion protein 1-like. The transcript has a single exon. NCBI's taxonomy places the organism in Eukaryota, Metazoa, Arthropoda, Insecta, Diptera, Drosophilidae. The record is from RefSeq and is a predicted model, not a curated record. The coding region runs from base 83 to 385 and encodes 100 amino acids.